Molecule: messenger RNA, 1146 nt
Organism: Coccomyxa subellipsoidea C-169
Lineage: Eukaryota; Viridiplantae; Chlorophyta; Trebouxiophyceae; Coccomyxaceae
Exons: 6
Coding region: 1-1146 (381 amino acids)
Source: RefSeq, a predicted model, not a curated record
AUGUUUUCUUUGGCGGUGAACGGCCACCCCGUGGGUGCCCAUCUCCUUGCCGCGGAUACAGCUGAAUGGGAUAUUGAGGGAGCUCGUCCUCCCGUGCAACCUGCAGAGAUUGGCCAGGCCUCCAUCAACUACCUCUUGCAAUUGUUGCGCAAGAGCUCAUCCCGGCAGGAGGAUGUGGAUGCAGCAUUGACGGCCGCUGGUUCCACACAGACAAAGGGCGAAAGCACAGCGCUCCCUGCGUCCCCCACUGUGGAUGCCCUGCACAUCAGCGGAGACUCUGCAGGGGGUGCAGACCAGCAGGGGGAUCACUCACAGCACCCCCAAGCUGACCCCAACCCCCUGAGCAGCUAUCCUCGCUGCAAGCACCUGAUAGAGGUCUAUCGCGCCCUGCCGGGGGCUCAAAACAAAAGUCCUCUCGCGGUUCUGCACGAGUAUGCCACCCGCCUCAGCCUCGAGGCGCGCAGUGCUUUGACAUACUCUGAGAGGGCAGAGAGCAACCUGGGUCCGUUCACUGUGGAGGCCAAGCUGCUAUCUGUGGAUCGGGCUACUCUCUACUCCAGUGGCACCGGGAAGGGGCGGGGUAAGAAGGAAGCGAAACAGGCAGCUGCAGCGGCAGUGCUUGAGACGCUGCUGGCCAACGUGCCACUGGAGGACUUCCUGCACCGUCCCACAAAGCAGCAGCAGAAGAGGGCGCAAGCGACGGUGAGGAUUGCAACGGGUGCAAGGGACUCGCUGCAGGCGCAGAUUGGGGCCCGGCAGGAUGUUCUGCUGGGGUCGCCUCAGCCGCAGCAGCCGGGCGACUCCUUCACGGCCAUGCCCCAGGCGGUGCCCACCCCCGGCUUGCUGGGGUCGCCCCCCGGCGCCUACAGCUUCCACAGCCAGCCCUCGCUCACCUUCCCAGAGGUGGGGGGCCCUGACGGCACCUCGCCCACCUGGUUUGGCAACGUGCACAGGUGCCCGGACGGCCUGUUCUAUGAUGCCCCCUACGCCUACCCGGGCGCGCAUGUGGCCCCCCAGCCGCAGGGCCCCUUGUUGCAGGUCCCCCCCGGCUACCAACUGGCUGCUGCAAAUGCGGCCGCCAUGUACAAGCGCAGCCACGAUGCCAUGACGGAGCCCCCACAAGGCCACACCAACGGCGCAGGAUGA